AUGGCGAAGACCAUCACGGAAGAACGGCACUUAUUGCAGUUUCACUUUACAGAAUGGCACAGUCAUAACUGCCCCUUUCCAAAUUCCAUACUAGAAUUUCGAAGAAGGGUGAGGGCUGUGGUUGGUCACAGAAUAAAAUCGAAUGAAGCCGGCCCUAUGGUCAUACACUGCAAUGACGGUGGCGGCCGAUCUGGAGUUUAUCUCGCUAUUGACGCCAACAUGGAAUUAGGUGAGGAGGAAGAUACGUUUGAUGUUUUCGGUUACUUAAAAAAGUUACGUCAAUCGCGAAGAGGAUUAGUUGAUAAUGUCGACCAAUACAAAUUUAUCUACGAUACAUUGGAGGAAUUUAUUAUUUGUGGUAAUUCGUGGUUCCCCGUCAAUGAAUUGUCGCAACGGCUAAAACAGAAAUCUUUAAAAAAUCCAGUAUCUAAAAUGAACGAGUACCAAAGGGAAUACUUGCUCAUUUGCAAGCAAACACCGCGAUUUUCCAUUGGCGAUUGCGCUGGAGGACACCGAGGAGACAACAGAAAAAAGAAUAGAGACGUACUGAUUGUUCCCCCUGAUAAUUUCCGUCCUUACCUGACGUCAUUUCAAGGAAACAGUUUUACAGACUACAUCAAUGCAGUUUUUGUUGACGGCUACACCAAACCGAGGGAAUACAUUGUCACCGAGUGGCCAGUAAAAACAACAUUAGGAGAAUUUUGGUCACUAGUAUACGAUUACGAAUGUGCCGCGGUUGUGGUUUUAUGUUUACCUCCCCACAGUUCGCAAACGUAUCCGUCGUUUUGGCCUGAAGGGAGAGCGUCGAAAAAAUAUGGACCAGUUUUUACUAUCGAUCACAUUUCGCACAAUCACUAUACCAACAUUAAGACGUGGGUUUUUAGAAUCAAUAAGAAAAUUGUAUCGUUAACUGAAUUAAUGGCGGGGGUUAAAGCGCCUCCAAGGACAGUCCAGCUGUUUCAACUUACGUGCUGGCCGAUGGGUCACAAAGUGCCAACCUCUACAAACUCUUUAGUCGAGUUAAUGAAUAUGGUGGAGCGAUGGAGACAACGCACGGAUUAUGGUCCAGUGUGUGUAGUUUCCCCGGAUGGACGAAGUCGAUGUGGUGUAUACUGUGCCGCCAAUGCAUGCAUAGAGCAAGUAAUACAACAUGGAGAGGUAGAUAUUUUUCAAGCCGUCAGGACAGUUCGAAGACAUCGUCCGCAGUUGGUGGAAGCUAUAACUGAAUAUAAAUAUUGUUAUGAUCUCGUCCUGCAUUACGUCCUUCAUUAUUUAAAUAAAGAUUUAAAAGAAAAAAUGAUGCACAAAUGAUAAAAGUGUUGUAGACAUAUUUUGUAUUAACUUUUACUCCAGCACCAAUUAAACAAUCAUACAUUUAAAACUACCACUAAGGCAGAAAGUUUUGUUUAAAUGUUAGCCAAGCUAAAUAUAAAAAUUGAUAAGAUACCUAUUUUUGCUGUUCAUAUUUUUAUUGUAUAGAUUUAAAUUAAUAGUUAAUUAAGCGCGCAAUUCUUUAAUAAGUAGGUACUUAGGUAAAUAACCAAUGUGAUUUAGUACUUCUGUAGAAAUAAAGUAUUUUACUUA
Molecule: messenger RNA, 1584 nt
Organism: Photinus pyralis (common eastern firefly)
Lineage: Eukaryota; Metazoa; Arthropoda; Insecta; Coleoptera; Lampyridae
Gene: Ptp36E
Product: receptor-type tyrosine-protein phosphatase U
Exons: 10
Coding region: 1-1311 (436 amino acids)
Biological process (GO): protein dephosphorylation
Molecular function (GO): protein tyrosine phosphatase activity
Source: RefSeq, a predicted model, not a curated record